Messenger RNA from Diceros bicornis minor, 2019 nucleotides. RefSeq names its product DEAD-box helicase 56 (gene DDX56). NCBI's taxonomy places the organism in Eukaryota, Metazoa, Chordata, Mammalia, Perissodactyla, Rhinocerotidae. Bases 452 to 1792 code for a protein of 446 amino acids. Gene Ontology annotation, molecular function: nucleic acid binding; ATP binding; RNA helicase activity. Gene Ontology annotation, cellular component: nucleolus. The record is from RefSeq and is a predicted model, not a curated record. The transcript has 13 exons.
UGGGAGGGGCCUCAAAGGCCGGGACGGGAGAUGCGGGCGUCUGAUUGCCCGCUGUGCCCUCCUGGAAAGCCGUGUCGUCCUCCUCUCCCCGCCCCCGUCUGUCCCAAGAACCAGGCUUUCUUUUGGCCUCUUACUCGUAAAGGCUGGCCUGAGAGAACCUGGUGGUGUUGUGGCAGACGCUUUGGGCUGGAACUCAGAUUAUCUGGGUUCUAGUCCAGUUGCUGCUACCACCAUUGGUUGUGUAAUCUUGAGGAAAUCACUUUCUCUUCUUUCUACUCUAAAAAGUGGGCACAUCUCCUCCGCCUACUUAGAGAAUUACUGUGAAACUCCAGUGCCCUGAUUGGUGCAUUUUAAGUAACUUCACAACCAUCAAACAGGCCCUGCGGUAGAGCAGGCAGUGAGAGGCCUUGUCCUUGUGCCCACCAAGGAACUUGCCCGGCAGGCCCAGUCCAUGAUUCAGCAGCUGGCUACCUACUGUGCUCGAGACAUCCGGGUGGCCAAUGUCUCGGCUGCUGAAGACUCAGCUUCUCAGAGAGCUUUGCUGAUGGAGAAGCCGGAUGUGGUGGUGGGGACACCAUCUCGCAUAUUAAACCACUUGCAGCAAGACAGCUUGAAACUGCGAGACUCCCUGGAGCUGUUGGUGGUGGAUGAGGCUGAUCUUCUUUUCUCCUUUGGCUUUGAGGAAGAACUCAAGAGUCUUCUCUGUCACUUACCUCGGAUUUACCAGGCUUUUCUGAUGUCAGCUACUUUUAAUGAAGAUGUACAAGCACUUAAGGAGUUGGUGCUACAUAACCCGGUUACCCUCAAGUUACAGGAGUCCCAGCUGCCAGGGCCAGACCAGCUACAGCAGUUUCAGGUGGUCUGUGAGACUGAGGAAGAUAAAUUUCUGUUGCUGUAUGCCCUGCUCAAGCUGUCGUUGAUUCGGGGCAAGUCUCUGCUCUUUGUCAACACUCUAGAGCGGAGUUACCGGCUGCGCUUGUUCCUGGAGCAGUUCAGCAUCCCCACCUGUGUGCUCAAUGGAGAACUCCCACUGCGCUCCAGAUGCCACAUCAUCUCACAGUUCAACCAAGGAUUCUACGACUGCGUCAUAGCGACCGAUGCUGAAGUCCUGGGGGCCCCAGUCAAUGGCAAGCGUCGGGGCAAAGGGCCCAAGAGAGACAGAGCUUCUGAUCCAGAAGCAGGUGUGGCCCGGGGCAUAGACUUCCACCACGUCUGUGCCGUGCUCAACUUUGAUCUCCCCCCCACCCCCGAGGCCUACAUCCAUCGAGCUGGCAGGACAGCACGUGCCAACAACCCAGGCAUAGUAUUGACCUUCGUGCUACCCCCAGAGCAGUCCCACCUAGGCAAGAUCGAGGAGCUUCUCAGUGGAGAGAACGCAGCCCCUGUCCUGCUCCCAUACCAGUUCCACAUGGAGGAGAUCGAAGGCUUCCGCUACCGCUGCAGGGACGCCAUGCGUUCGGUGACUAAACAGGCCAUUCGAGAGGCGAGAUUGAAGGAGAUCAAGGAGGAGCUUCUGCACUCAGAGAAGCUCAAGACGUACUUUGAAGACAACCCCAGGGACCUCCAGCUGCUGCGGCAUGACCUGCCCUUGCACCCUGCCGUCGUGAAGCCUCACCUGGGCCACGUCCCCGACUACCUGGUUCCUCCUGCUCUUCGUGGCUUUGUCCACCCUCACAAGAAGCGGAAGAAGCCGUCCUCCUCUAAGAAGGCCAAGAAGGCGAAGGCCCAGAACCCACUACGCAGCUUCAAGCACAGAAGAGAGAAACGCAGAUCCACAGUGAUGCCCACCUGAGGUCUUGCAGGCAGCCUCGGCCACCUUCCUGGGCCUCCCAGGCUGAGCAGAGCAUGCAGUGGGCUUCCCCGCUUGGAGGGAGUGGGCUUCUUGGCCUGGACAUAGCUGGAUUACUGCCCUGGAUGGACUAGAUUCCAGGGUAGGCAGAACUGAGGCCCUGCAGACCUGUGGUGCUGCCAGCCUGGCAUGUUGCCCUUAAUAGUGGAAUAAAGACUCUAGCUGCCCCA